GUCUCUGCCUUCUCGGCUAUGGCGAGCUGGCCUGCUCCUCCUCGGCAACUUUCCUUCCUCCUUACAUAGCUUGACCGCAUCCCGAUGUGCUCAUUCCUGUGCGCUCUCCCCCGUUCCCGUGUCUGUGUUUAAUUUUUCUCACCCUACGUCGCUGCAUUUGCGUGUGCACGUUCUGUUGUUUUCUCAGAAUUUUUCUGCGUUUCACAAGUGUCAGAGAGACGUGGUUGAUGUAGUAUCACGGGUAGCGGUGUCGCAACUCCAAUGUGUGUACAUUGUGUGGCGUAGAAAACGUUUCGGAAAUGCUGAAUUUGACGCAAUUUGGCUGCUGAAAGGAGCGCCAUCAGAGCAGCGCGUGGAACGCGACUGCAGGCUCUUAAAGCUGGAAUUUGCGGUUAGGGAGAAGUUGAUGGGAGUCGUAGUGGAUCGUCUUGCUCUCUGAGCGGGUAGGUCAUAGCUGCGGAGGUCUGAAUCAUCGCCGAGGAAAAGUGGAGAGAAUAUUUACGACAUGCAUUGCAGGAGAAUUGUUUAAUUUGUUCUCUUCGAGCUCCGUGAGCGUGUGGAGGCUGAUCCAGAAGUCCUAGUUGUUGCAGUGCAUGAUUUGGAAUAGAGUGCCCUCGUGCAUUUUCAGAUAGUGAGCUGCGGUUAUCGUGAUGCCAUGCAAUUGGUCCCACGCUCUGUACAUUUGUCUCUCACGAUAAUACAUUUUGGAUACUGCUUUUGCUGUAGUUUCUGUAGUGUUAAGUGUGUACCUAUCUCUGAUUACGGUGUUGGAGACUGGGCCAUUCUCUUAUCAGUAGUGCUCCUGAGGUGGACGCUCGGAGGUUUUUCUUCUUAGACAUUGAAAGGUGGAAGGAAGCGUCCGAUCGGGGCGUCAUGGGCAAUAGGGACGCUCGGGAUACAUGAAGCGGUCAAGUGAUUUGCAAGACUGACGAAAGGCGGUUUGCAGGGCAGAAAAACUUGGCGCAUUGUGCGUUACGAUUGUGCGUUUAAGGGUAGAGCGACUACAGUUGCUGCUUUUCUCAUUGGACUGAAGAACACGCUCUUGAAAGGCCUUGUAUUAAUGUUAGUCAGUACUGAAAACUUAGCUGGAUAUUUACCAGCUCCUGACGCGCGUUCGCUCCCGCGGUAACGGGUUGGAUAACUGCUACUUUGAAUACUUGUCUUCAACUUUUUACGGGGUUGGAAACUUGGCGACGCUAGUGGACAGCCAUUACAAGACGUGAUGUCUGACCGAUGCUGUUGUGCAUAGCAAUCCAUAAGUUUGGUCACGGCUCGGAUCAUUGGUGUUAAAACGCCUGAUGUCUGUUAUCUCACAAGUUUCAUCAGUAGCCUGGCCUCAGAUGCACCAUGGCGGAGAUUCAGACAGAGAAAAAGCUCAGUCCCAGCAGUUACAAUCUAUUCAACGGAGGAGCACUCAAUGGAAAAGUUCCCGGAACCACUCAAACUGGGAAGAUAGACCGAUUUCAAGGAUGGUCUAUGUUCAAUGGGGCGCAACUCGAUGAGUCUCGGAUCAGCAGCUUCUCAAAAGAAGAUUCUUUCUCGUACAACUCUCUGUACAAAGGCAAUUCACAUGACAAAAACGUGAAAAAGGAUGUGGAAAGGCAGAGCACUGGAACAGCUGGGAGUGGGAAUGCCGUAAGAAAUGCCUUAAGGAAUAGUUCCAAAGCAUCCAGUAGCAGUAUUGGAACUGCGAGUGCAGUGGUUGAUCCCUCUGAUGCACAAGCUAGAGCUCUACGCAGCAGUGUAAAUGGUGUGCCUCCUCUUGCUGGAGGAUCACCAAGCGCCAGCAGAUCUGGAAAUGCUGCUAACGUGAAUUCAAGGGUCGAGAAUAGUGCGACUUCUGCAAGCAUAGCAAUUCAUGAGAGGAGCAGCUCCAGUGAUGACAGAUUCAAUAAAGAGCACCGUGGUACAUACACAAAGCAUAUAUCUGAUGUUGAAGGUAUUACUGUGGAUUCACUAUUCAAUGGAGAACCUCGUAGAAAUGUCAGUGGGGAGAUGUCCUCAAGCGGAAGCAGUACUGGUGGAAACACUCCCAGAGUAGGGAAUGAUAGUUCUCCGUACUGGAGUCGGAGCGACAGUGGUCGGUUUUCAUCGAAGGACGGAAGUUCGUGGAGCUCCUCCUCCAGUGGUGGUAGCCCUUCUGUUCUCAAUUUAAAAGUCAGCAGUAGCCCUGUUGUGGACAGUCCUAGUCCAAGGGCAAGCACCUCUUCAAGUGGAGGAAGCUCGAGAGAAAGUUCAGUUGCUGGCAGUCCAACUGUGGGCAGAACAAGCAUUGUUGGGAAUUUGUUUGGGAAAUCUACAGGUUCAGCGCCAUCAGAAUCUAGCCCUACAACGAAUCCUCCUAGAAGUAGCAGUUGCAACGUUGGACACUUGCGCGUAGUAUCUCGUAACAUUGGAGCGUUAUCAACGUCAGGAGACACCAAGCUCGUAGUGCCAAAUAAACCAACCCAGAACGCAGGGUUUCCUGCGCCUGUUGGAAUCAUAUGCGGGCCCAAUCAUUCGAGACUCUCAACUGGAAGCGCUACAGGAAAUACUGGAAAAUCGAGUGGUACAACUGCGGAAAUCUACUUUUCCCCUGCCAAGCCAGAGGGACUGCUAGCUUCAGCUGAUGCCGAUAGGGGAAAUAUAAUUGCUGUUGGAGAGAGCUUGAUGAUCAAACGAAUGCUAGCUAGCAGUGACCCUGAGGAAGUCAAAAAAGCAGGAAAUGAUCAGUACAAGAAAGGCAAUUUCGUUGAGGCUCUCUCUCUCUAUGACCGCGCUGUCUCUUUAGCUCCAGGUCGAGCUUCUUACAGAAGUAAUAGAGCAGCUACGCUCAUGUGUCUUGGGCGUCUGACGGAGGCUUAUCAGGAGUGCGAGGAAACAAUAAAGUUGGAUUCUCAGUAUGUGCGUGCUCUGCAACGACUUGUCUCUUUAUGCAUAAGAUUAGGUCGGGUAGGGAGAGCAAAGGAGAUAAUCAAAUCAACUGGACAACACAUUGAAAUUGGCGACAUUCAGAAGGUGGAUAAAAUUGAAAAACAUUUGAUGAAUUGCUUUGCCGCCAAAAGAGCUUGCGACUGGAGCACAGUGAUGAGAGAGAGCGAAGUUGCUGUAGCAGCUGGAGCAGAUGCCGCCCCUCAGAUUGUGGCCCUGAAAGCAGAAGCUCUGGUGAAGCUUUCCAAGCCUGAAGAAGCAGAUGCUGUUUUACAAAGUGCUCUGAAAGGCGAAAGUUUGAUGAGGAAGUCCAGUAGCAGCCCUGCUGAUACGAGCAUUCUCUGUGUCCUAGCUCAGAUUGACAUGGCACUCGGCAGGUUUGAUGAUGCAGUUAUUGUUGCUGAGAAAGGAGCACGUCUUGAGCCGCAUAACCCAGAAAUUUCGGAUCUUUUUAAAAGGGCACGAGCCGUGGCUACCGCACGAGCUACUGGGAAUGAUCUAUUCAAAGCAGGCAGGUGGUUGGAGGCAGCUGUAGCAUAUGGCGAAGGUUUACAAUACAAUCCCACCAACGCAGUAUUGCUGUGCAAUAGAGCAGCGUGCAGAUCAAAACUUGGUCUGUAUGAGAAGGCCAUCGAAGACUGCAACGCGGCUCUAGAUGCAUACCCUAACCAUUUGAAGGCUCUUCUAAGACGAGCUCAUUCAAAUUCGAAGCUGGAGAGGUGGAAGGAUGCGCUGCGCGACUAUGAAAGGUUAAAAAGGGAAUUGCCAGAGGAUGCCGAAGUUGCAAGGUCUUAUUUCGAUGCUCAAGUGGCUUUAAAGAAACAUCAUGGUGAAGAGACACUUCCCAAGUGGUUUGGGGGUCAAGUCGAGGACAUCACCAGCAAUGAUCAACUAAGAGAGGCUCUCUCACAUCCAGAAUCAAUGUCAUCAGGAGUUGCAAUAGUGCUGUUCAGUUCAAUGUGGAGUGAGCGUUCCAGGCAAAUAAUCCCUGUUGUGGAGCAAAUAUGCAAGAAGAAUCCCACCGUGAACUUCCUCAAGGUGGAUGUUCAAGCUAAUGCAUACUUGGCAAAAUCUGAGUCAGUCGAAUUUGUUCCUACGUUUAAGAUCUACAAAAAUGGCUACAAGGUAAAGGAGUUACAAGGUCCCAGUCAAGAAACUCUGGAGCAUGCUGUCAGCCAUUUUAGCCACUAGAUGAUUAUCCUCCAUUCUUUAAGAACAUUUGGUCCAGAAUAUUUCGUUUGUCAGCAGAAUAAGGGUAAGGUAGGAUGCAUCCGUUGCGACCCUACCUGGGAAUCCGCUUCAUUGUUUCUCUUCUUGAAAGGCCCCAACCUGCUCUGCGAUCUCUCGAUCCUGGCAGCUUUCUUUUUAAUUUUAAUUUUUUAAUUUUUUACUGCGGUUGCUUGGUUUCCCUCUUCA
Messenger RNA from Physcomitrium patens, 4326 nucleotides. RefSeq names its product TPR repeat-containing thioredoxin TTL1. The record is from RefSeq and is a predicted model, not a curated record. Lineage: Eukaryota; Viridiplantae; Streptophyta; Bryopsida; Funariales; Funariaceae. Gene Ontology annotation, molecular function: protein binding.